Molecule: messenger RNA, 2091 nt
Organism: Ixodes scapularis (black-legged tick)
Lineage: Eukaryota; Metazoa; Arthropoda; Arachnida; Ixodida; Ixodidae
Gene: Atg18a
Product: WD repeat domain phosphoinositide-interacting protein 2
Exons: 10
Coding region: 126-1562 (478 amino acids)
Biological process (GO): nucleophagy; protein localization to phagophore assembly site; autophagy of mitochondrion
Cellular component (GO): cytosol; extrinsic component of membrane; phagophore assembly site membrane
Molecular function (GO): protein binding; phosphatidylinositol-3-phosphate binding; phosphatidylinositol-3,5-bisphosphate binding
Source: RefSeq, a predicted model, not a curated record
GCAGCCAUCGUAAUCAAAACAGCAGAGGGGCCCCUCACAGGCUCCGCUCAGCUGAUGGCCGCUUGUGCCCGUGUGUGUAUGUGGUGCGACCGAGCGGCUUCUGUGUGUUUCGCGGGCAUGCGUCCAUGCAAAAUCUAGCCGCCAACUUGAACCACCUGAGCAAGGGAGUCAAACACGGCGUCGGAGGACUCAUGAAUCUAGCGUCCGAGGGGGGUGACCCCCCAAACGCGGUGUUCGUCAACUUCAACCAAGACUGCACAUCUCUAGCAGUCGGCACCGCGACUGGGUACAAGCUCUUCUCGCUCUCCAACAUCGACAGACUCGAACAGAUCUAUGAAAAUGAGACGGAGGGGACAUGCCUGGUGGAGCGGCUGUUCUCCUCGAGCCUGGUGGCCCUGGUCGGGGCAUCGUCUGCCCGCAAGCUGAAGGUGUGCCACUUCAAGAAGGGCUCGGAGAUCUGCAACUACUCCUACUCCAACAGCAUCCUGGCCGUGCGCCUCAACCGAGUGCGCCUGGUCGUCUGCCUCGAGGAAAGCCUCUACAUACACAACAUACGCGACAUGAAGAAGGUGAUGCACACAAUCCGCGAGACUCCCCCCAACCCGAGAGGCCUGUGCGCCCUGUCCAUCUCCAACGAGAACUGCUACCUUGCCUACCCCGGCUCGGACAAGAUCGGGGAGGUCCAGAUCUUCGACGCCUCCAACCUCCAAGCAAAGGUCAUGAUCCCGGCUCACGACAGUCCACUGGCAGCGCUGGCGUUCAACACUGCCGGAACGCUAAUCGCCACCGCUUCCGAGAAGGGCACAGUGAUCCGGGUCUUCAAUGUGUCGGACGGUCUGAAGCUGUACGAGUUUCGGAGAGGCAUGAAAAGGUGCGUGAGCAUCUGCUCGCUGUCGUUCAGCGCAGACUCUCAGUUCCUGUGUGCCUCGAGCAACACUGAGACGGUCCACAUCUUCAAGCUGGAGGACCCCAAGGAAGUGAAGGUGUCGGACGAGCCGGCCACUUGGAUGGGCUACUUUGGCAAGGCCCUGAUGCAGAGCGCCUCCUACCUCCCCUCCCAAGUGACGGAGGUGUUCAACCAGGGCCGGGCCUUCGCCUCCGUGCACCUGCCGUUCUGUGGGGUGCGGACUGUGUGCGCCCUCAUCACGGUCCAGAAGAUUCCCAGGGUGCUGGUGGCGACAACGGACGGAUUCCUCUACGUCUACAACCUGGAUCCUGCCGAGGGCGGGGACUGCACCCUUGCCAGGCAGCACAGGUUGGACGGACGUGAGGCUGCCACCACCACUGCCACCGCCGCCGCCACCGCCGCAAUUCCGCCGGUUGCAGACGGAGGUCCGGAUAAGGCGGCCUCUCCCGCGACAACCCAGCAGACGGCUGCGGCGCGCAAGCCCGACCCUCAGGGUAAAGAAGGGAUCCCUUGUUGCUUCGCAAGCGCAUGUUCAUCUGCGGGGCGUAAGCGCAAGCACAAUGGCGUCGAGCGCCUCGUCAGGUUGCGCUCGUUUUGCGGCGCAGUCGCCUUCUUUGUUUUCGUCCUCUUGAUGGCGGCGCAUCCCGUCGGCUGAAACGGCAGAGUCGAAAGGUUCGUUUCGGGGACCGAUGUCGUUUUUUCUCGAAUCCCGUCGUUGCAAUACAAGUUUACAUCUGCCAGCUACGUCGCUCGUUGCCGGCCUGAGCGCCUAAUAUAAACGUGAAUGCUUUGUUGUAGUUUGUUACUUUUAGAAGAGACUUGUCCAUUGUUCCAUGAUCCGUUUGCCUGAGGCUAAAGUCAUGCAAGACAUCCGCAUUGAUUGUGUGCUUCUAACGAAUUGUUUUUCUUCUCUGUCGUAAACUGAGAAGUGACAUGGUCUGUGGAGGGCACCAAAUUCGCACAUCUGCCUCGUAACACCGACUAAUAGUCUAUGAAAAGAGUGAGCAAAGUGUUGACUGUAUGUUUCUUGUUUUGUUUGUGUUGUCAUGCAUGGUAACUUCCCCACCCCCCAUUUGUAACGAGUACAGAAUAAAAAAAUUAACUGCGUGUUUAUCAUAGGUCGAUUAUGUCUUGAAAGGAAAAUGCUGUACGUUGAGAAAUAAAAAAAACGCUCGAGAGUUUGU